AUGUUUUGGGUCGUCGCACUUUGCUGCUUUUCUUUGCCCGCUCUCGCUCAGAAGUUUCAUGGCCUUGACCAUUCUCGUAGUAGUAAAAGCGUGGGAGAUGUGUCUGCCCUGUACGACCUUCUAGAUCGUGUCUUGGCCAAGAGUGAUACUGGUGAGAACGACGCAAGUAGUCAUUUUGUGCUCAAGUUGUGUGAUGGUUCGGAAGAUGAACAAGACAAUGUCUCUGUGGAAGGGGCUUGUAGUUGUUCGUCUUCAUUCGACGACGACAAUGGUGGUUGGUUCUGCAUGGAACAACAACAACAGUCAAGUACCAACGACGACCUCGUGAUUAUGGGAACAUCCGUAUCUGAAAUCUCCUAUGGAAUUGGACACUACUUUCGUUACUACUGCAACUUUACAGUGGGUUGGGAACGGAUUGGUGGAAGCGUCCGAAAUCUAGCACUGCCCGACGGCUCAGCAUGGCCAGUGGUGCCUCAACCAAUCCGCAAGCAACGGCGCGUUCCAUGGUCAUAUCUGAUGAAUGUAUGCACCCACAGUUACUCCUUGGUGUGGUAUGAUUGGGAAUCUGGUUGGGAACCCUUUUUGGAUUGGGCCAGUCUCAUGGGGAUCAAUAAUCUGUUGGCAUUAACGGGCCAGGAAGAAAUCCAGUAUAAAGUGUAUCAAAAACUGGGAUUGAACGAUGAGGAUAUUCGAUCUUGGUUCAACGGACCUGCCUUUUUGACAUGGUCUCGUGGGCAAAACGAAUAUGGAAGUGGCAUUGCCGGGCCCCUCCCGCGCUCUUGGAUGCAACAGCAAUGGGAAUUGCAAAAGGAUCACAUCUUGCCUCGCCUCAAGGAACUUGCCAUUGUGGGCCAGUUGCCUGGGUUUCAAGGCAACACACCCAUCCAACUGUCGCAAUUGUAUCCUCAUGCCAAAAUGACCAAAAUGGGAGACACGGGAUGGCUCGAUGCCUUGGAUCCAUUGUAUGCCAAAAUUGCAGACUUGUGGAUGUCCACAUUGGUGGAUGACUUUGGCCGGGAUAUGUUGAGUCAUUGGUAUCAGAUGGAUGGAUACUUGAAUGGCGGGGUACCUCCUUGGAUGACGCUGUUGUCAGAUGAUGAUGACAGCCGUUCACAAGACACCACUCCUCGUCAACCUACUACCAACUCCUUCAAAGAAACCAAAGCGCUGAUGGAACAACAAGAAAGCAGAAGACUCCGUAGUAGCAACCAGCAACAUGCAAAGUUCGAUGUACCGCACGACUCUGUGUGGUAUCAACGUGGAGUUGCGGCCUACACUGGAUUGAACCGAACGGAUCCCAAUGCAGUUUGGAGCUUUCAAGGUUUCAGUUUCAUAGGAUGGAACAACUCGGAUGUUACGGCCAGCUGGCUCAAAGGAUUCGUUGACAGCGCCCCGCCAGGUAGGUUUGUCAUCAUUGACAUGUCGUAUACUGGAUUGGGUGAGUGGACCAAAUGGAACAAUGCCAGUUAUUUUGGGGCAGACUUUAUUUGGUCAGCAUUGCACAACUUCGGUGACACCAAUGGUUUGAAAGGCGACAUGAACCGAAUUGCAUCGAUUCUUCCAUCCAUUCAGAGCACUCCAUCCACUUCGGUGGUUGGGAUUGGAGCCACGCCGGAAGGAAUCGAUCAGAAUCCAGUCUACUAUGAGUUUUUACUGGACCAAGCCUUUCAUGGGUCCCAAGACGAAAGUGUUCCCAAUGCCACCGCCUUCAUGGUGGAACGGAGCCACCGACGUUAUGGGGCGUGCUCCACCAGCAGUGACCCAUCCUGUAGUCACGUUACAGAAGCAUGGCAGCUGCUUGCCAAAACUAGUUAUGCCACGGAUCAGAGUGUACAGGACACCACUGGUGUGGCACACCGGAAUCCUCGAGCAUCCGACUUUAAAACGGACCGCUGUACUCCAAACAAACAAAUCUGCAGCGUCUUUCGAGCAUGGAAACACUUGAUUCGGGCGGCAACGGUUGCUCCCAAGUCGCAAGUAGGCUUUCGCCAACCACCAUUCGAAUACGACCUGAUCAAUCUAGGUCGCGAAGUUUUAGCACAGCUGUCAGCGCCGAUGGCGUCCAACUUUUCGGAUGCGCUAGCUAAGAAACCACUAGACGCAACGCGACUCUUGGAGACCGGAAAUGUGUACAUUCAACUCUUGGAGGAUUUGGAUCGUUUGUUGGGAUCACAUGCUGCAUUUCUGGUGGGUCCAUGGAUACAAUCUGCUCGAGCUUGGGGAAAGAAUGGAGGAAAUGACUGUCAUGCCACUGCUGCACCCAGCAUACAAGAGUGUUCCGAUUUCUAUGAGUGGAAUGCUCGCGUCCAAAUCACCACCUGGAAUCCGACAUCAGCAGGAGCCACGAAGAUCCCAGGCGGCCCCAUUGACUAUGCUGCAAAGCAUUGGUCGGGACUUUGCAAAGACUACUACGCUGAAAGGGCGUCACUAGUGCUGCAAACAGCGCUCGCCAACUCUGGCGAAACAGGGACCUUAAACCAAACCGAAGUUAGCCUCAAGGAGGCCCAGCUUGCCUUUCGAUGGACAACUGCACUAUCCUUUUACCCUACGAAAGCAAGUGAGGAUCCACUCCAGAUGUCAGUUGCGAUGGAACGAUUGUAUGGACACUGGUUUGACUCUUGUGAUGUAAUGCUGUAA
Molecule: messenger RNA, 2637 nt
Organism: Seminavis robusta
Lineage: Eukaryota; Bacillariophyta; Bacillariophyceae; Naviculales; Naviculaceae
Source: the annotation of a GenBank genome assembly